AACUGGACUGGCUCGUGCGUACAAAACAACCUACUUUUAACGUUUUUUUCUUUCCAUUUUAGUUGUUUUUCUUAUUAGUUUUUUUUCCAAAGUGUGUCUCGGGUGGUUCAUGUUCACAAAUGUUAGCGGUGGGGCAGAUGGAGGCUAACCGGCAGAGUGCGUUCGUCCUGGGUAGCACCCCGCUGGCGGCGUUGCACAACAUGACCGAGAUGAAGACGUCCCUGUUCCCGUACGCGCUGCAGCAGGGCCCGGCCGGCUUCAAGGCGCCUUCACUGUCCAACCUCAACUCCCAGCUCUCCGGUGGGACCCCGCACGGAAUAAGCGACAUCCUGGGGAGACCCAUCACCACUGCCGGCCAGCUGCUGUCCGGCUUCCCCAGGAUAAACGGCCUGGCCACCACCGCCGCAGCCGCAGCCGCCGGGAUGUACUUCAGCCCGGCCGUGUCCAGGUACCCCAAGCCCCUGGCCGAGCUGCCGGGGAGGGCGCCCAUCUUCUGGCCCGGGGUGAUGCAGGGGUCGCCCUGGAGGGACCCCCGGGUUCCGUGUCCCACUCAGGCCAGUUUAAUGGUGGACAAGGACGGAAAGAAGAAACACUCCAGACCCACUUUUUCAGGACAGCAGAUUUUUGCACUGGAAAAAACUUUCGAGCAGACGAAAUACCUGGCGGGUCCAGAAAGAGCCAGACUGGCCUAUUCUUUAGGAAUGACCGAGAGCCAAGUCAAGGUUUGGUUCCAGAACAGAAGAACCAAGUGGCGGAAGAGACACGCGGCAGAAAUGGCGACGGCCAAGAAGAAACACGACUCAGAGACGGAGAAGAUGAAGGAGAGUUCGGAUAACGAGGACGACGACGAGUACAACAAACCACUGGACCCAAACUCAGACGACGAGAAAAUCACAAGACUGUUAAAAAAGCACAAGGCCACCAACCUGGCGCUGAUCAGCCCCUGCAGCAACAGCUCGGACACGUUGUGAUGAUGCCCACAGCUGCGUGGGCGUGGGGUGGGCCAUAAAAAAUAAUUAAAAAAAUAAAUACAUAAAAAAAAAAAAAAAUAAAAAAAAAAAUAAAAAAGCGGGGGCCAAAGGGUCCAGCAGAGACUCGUCGACCCCAUUUUCACCUGAUAUUACGAACAUGCGUCGGAGGUGAUUUUUUUUUCUUUUUUUGCUCAAACGGAGCAAGAAAAUGCGCAAAACAAACAAAACAAACAAAAAUAAAAAAUGUAAAUGACGCAGUGAAGACGCGCUUGGCCACGCGCAGACACGGAGAUACGAGCUCUGUCAGAAGUGGAAGAAAGAAAAAAAAACACGGAGGAACUGAUGUGAAAGUGAAGACACUGAGACAGGAGACACUUUUGGACACGCAGAUCCGUUUUUACGCACUGGACUGGAGUUUGAACACGUGUAAAUGUAAACAAUAUAUUAUAUACACGCCAUCCGGGUCAGUGUUGGCUCUGACAUCAACGCAAUAACAGCCUGACUUUUUGUUUUUGUUUUUUUAAUCACAAAAAUGAUGCUACUUUUAAUUAACUGAGUCAAACUAUAAGCUCCGAUAAGUUGAGUUGACUUAAAAGAAUUGCGCCAAGUGGUUGCCUUAAAAAUUAACUAUUGAUAAAUGAAUCUUUUGAGGACAUUUAACUGAAAAUCUUUUGCAAUAUGAACUGCUUUUGCAUAGUUAUUACACUUAAAUAAUUAAGUUCAUUGCACUAAAUUCCACAUUUGACUAAAAAUUUUAAAAGAAUUUAAGUUAAAUGUGUUUCAAAAGUGCAUGAAUCGUUCUUAAUUUUUAAGGCAACCACUUUUCUCUCUCUCUCUCUC
Sphaeramia orbicularis (orbiculate cardinalfish) is the source of this 1811-nucleotide messenger RNA. It is a transcript of the gene nkx6-2, whose product is annotated as NK6 homeobox 2. The transcript is spliced from 3 exons. The record is from RefSeq and is a predicted model, not a curated record. Gene Ontology annotation, biological process: regulation of transcription by RNA polymerase II; cell differentiation. Lineage: Eukaryota; Metazoa; Chordata; Actinopteri; Kurtiformes; Apogonidae. Gene Ontology annotation, cellular component: nucleus. Gene Ontology annotation, molecular function: RNA polymerase II cis-regulatory region sequence-specific DNA binding; DNA-binding transcription factor activity, RNA polymerase II-specific. The coding region runs from base 120 to 971 and encodes 283 amino acids.